AUGCAUUCGUACCGCGGCAGGACUGGCCCUUCGCGGUCGACUCCGGCCAACGUGCAGUGCCAGAAAUGCCUGAAGAGAGAUAAGUCUUUGGCUCCAUCACCGUGCUCCUCCCUCUGCAAUAAGCUAACUUUCUUAGAACGCCAUUACUCAUAUGAGUGCAAAGCUGCACCUCAAGAGCGGCCUUACGCCGCCAGGCCCUCCCGCUCCCAGCAGCUUCGCAACCCAAAGCUGGUACCGAAACUCACAGAGGCGACCCCCGAUGAGGUUGAGAGAAAGAAAGGCGUUGCAGACGCCGAGCUGGCAAAGAAGGAGGCAGAACGGGCCAGGAAGCGUGAGCUCGAAGGAGGUGAUGAUGGUAAAUUGCCUUCGAAACGCCAGCGAUCUGCAUCCUUCGACUCGGUCUCCUCCAUAUCCACUAGGUCUUCGCGGUCGCCGCCGCCAGCACGGAGGACAGCGGACCAGCCUGGAGGAAGUCGCCGGGGGCAGUCUCGUUCCCGAUCAUCUUCAGGAAGCAGCAGAUUUGGCAGAAGCCGGUCUCCGGACUCGGACGGCGAUGCGCGACGACCACAAAACUCGCCUCCUCCCGCGCUUCGUACGCAAGACACGAAGGAGGUUUCUCGACGCGACAGAUCCCUGUCUUCUGGGAGUCGGAGCAGAAGCAGGAGCUUUUCCCCUGAGAACAAGCCAUCUCGACAACAGCAAUCGAGGAUGCAGUCAUCAGACUUCUUUGGUGAUGCUCGAGCCCCAGAGAGGCGUCGCCGAGAUUCGAGAUCACCAGACCGAUCGUCGAGGGCAAGACAGGGACGGGAGCGAGAUGGCCGCCGUCAGUACAGGGCUCGCGAUGACGCACCCCCUCGCCGAGACGAGAGACCCUCAAGGCCUGAACCUCCCCGUCAGCGAAGCCUGAGUCCCUUUAGCAAGCGGUUAGCGUUGACCCAGGCCAUGAAUACCGGAAGGUAG
Thyridium curvatum is the source of this 960-nucleotide messenger RNA. RefSeq lists its product as uncharacterized. The record is from RefSeq and is a predicted model, not a curated record. NCBI's taxonomy places the organism in Eukaryota, Fungi, Ascomycota, Sordariomycetes, Thyridiales, Thyridiaceae. The transcript has 2 exons. Bases 1 to 960 code for a protein of 319 amino acids.